CUGGAGGAGGCGAGACCGUACCCGCAGAGCGUCGCCGAGGGCGGGCUGAGAGGGCGUGGUCGCACUGUAAACUUAGUGGACAGAGGCCGCGGAGGGGGACAGGUCCGGCUCCUCGAGGGCACUGGGGGGAGGAGGUCACUCUGCGGGCCGUGCCCAGCCUUGAAAUCCUUUGGACGCGGGGAGGACCACACGCGAGCAUCGCGGGGCCUCGCAGGCAGCGGUCAGGCUCCCCGAGGACACCGCCCGCGCAGGGCCGUCUGCCAGGCCCGGGAUCCGAGGCCCCGCGAGAGCGCGUGCGCGGUUCCCAGGGCAGCGGGGACGGGGCGCGGCCGGUGACCUCCCGGCGAGACUCCCCCGCACCCCACUCCCAUGGCGGCGGUCCCCGCAGCCGAGCCCGCACCGCCGCCGGCCUGCCGCUUCUUCCUGGAGGGCCGCUGCCGCUUCGGCGCCCGCUGCCGCCAGCCCCACCCAGGGGCGCCCGCGCCGCCUAGCCGCGGGACCGGGAGCGAGGCCGGGAACGAGGCCGGGGCCAAGAAGCCGCCGCUGCGCACGGCCGCGGCCGUCAUCCAGCGCAUCCGCUGGGACCCGCGCCUCGACCCGGCCGACUUCGCGGUGGGCUACGCCGACCGCUUCCUGGGCGUGCGCGAGGAGCCCUUCGCCGCCUUCUGCUGGGACGAGCCGCUGGCGGCGCUGGGGCCCGGCGUCCUGGCCGUGCCGGAGCACCGGGUGCGCUACUUCCGCUUCCGCGGCCGCGUCGUGUGGGACCGCGCGUCGCGCACAGACCUCGUCUUCGGCUCGGGCUCGGCGGCGGGCCGUGGGCCCACCAUCCUGGACGCGCUCGGCGGCGAGGACGCGCAAGACGGCGAGAACGAGCGUUGCGGGCGCGCGCACGACAGCCGUGAGGAUGCCCGCGAUGGCGGCGAGGACGCGCACGGCGACAUUGAGGAUGCCCAGGACGGCGGGAGCGCGCACGAAGGGGCAGCUGCCACUCCCGCUGACACCAGAACAGAACGCCAAGCACCCGACUGCACUGGGCUGGAGGCCAGGGAGCGGCGCAGGGCCAAAGGCCAGGCUGCCCCGCGGACAGAGCUGGAAAGGGCGCUGAAGCCGGCCACCGCGGAGCCACGGGAUGGAGAAGCACAGACAGCUUUAGGACGGGCCCCUGCAGGUUUUCCUGAGACGGAAGUGGAGUGGGGUCCUGGCGCUUGGCCCUCGGAAGGUGGAGAGGCCACUGGAGCCGGGGCCACGGAGCCUCGCCAGCCCCGCCCCACGCAUUUUGUGGCUCUCAUGGUAACUGAUCCUGGGCUGCAGGCUGGGGUGGCCAAAGCCCAGGAAGAGUUGGUUCAAGCUGCACCCUCGUGCGCUGCGUUCCUGGUGCCCGCAGGGGCCCUCCACCUGACACUGGCCCUCCUGAGGCUCACAGGCCCUGGGGAGGUAGCCGCCGCAGUGGGCGCACUCAGACGUGCGCUCUUGGCCCCGGGACUUCAGGCACCCCCGCAGCUGACUUUUAGGAGCCUGCUUCUCCUGGGGCAGCAUGUGCUCUGUGCCCCACCUUCCCCCUCUCUGCAAGCUAUGGCCCAAGUGCUGAGUCAGAGGCUGGAAGCUGAGGGGCUCAGAGUAGUAGGGCCCCAAGGGGGGCUGCACCCCCACCUCACACUAGCCAAGGUGCCCCACGGUUCUCAAGUCAGCCUCCCUGAGCCUGGGUUCAGCCCAACGCAGGAGCUGGGAAGCCAGGCCCUAGGGGAAGUCUGGCUGUGCCGCAUAGGCAGGGCAGGGGACACCUACCAGCCCCUGGCUGAGCUGCCCCUGGGGUGAUGGUCCCCUCCGACGUCUCCAGGAGACCACUGUCGACCGGGAGAACCUGGAAAGAUCCCGCCCAAGCAGGAAAGGACAAAGUGCUCUCUCUCUCUCUCUCUCUUUAAUUUUGGUUUCUCUCAAGCUUCCAAAUGGUGCUCAGUGAUCCAAGGAAAGAAUGAAGGAAGGAGAAGGGAGGGGAGAGGGAAGGGAGGGGAGGCAGAGGAGGAACAUCUGGAAAAAAAGCAGCCUGACAGUCCAGCUGUUUGCAAACUCAUCGCACAUCCUCCAGUUACAUGGCAGAAGAGGGGGAGGACCAAAAAGAAAAAGGGGAGGAAGAAAAAUAACUUAAAUAAACACACACAAAAAGAAAAGAGAAGGAAA
Lutra lutra (Eurasian river otter) is the source of this 2178-nucleotide messenger RNA. It is a transcript of the gene LENG9, whose product is annotated as leukocyte receptor cluster member 9. The transcript has a single exon. Gene Ontology annotation, molecular function: metal ion binding. Lineage: Eukaryota; Metazoa; Chordata; Mammalia; Carnivora; Mustelidae. The record is from RefSeq and is a predicted model, not a curated record. The coding region runs from base 370 to 1815 and encodes 481 amino acids.